Bombina bombina (fire-bellied toad) is the source of this 4613-nucleotide messenger RNA. It is a transcript of the gene APAF1, whose product is annotated as apoptotic peptidase activating factor 1. Lineage: Eukaryota; Metazoa; Chordata; Amphibia; Anura; Bombinatoridae. Gene Ontology annotation, biological process: regulation of apoptotic process; apoptotic signaling pathway. Gene Ontology annotation, cellular component: apoptosome. The transcript has 27 exons. Gene Ontology annotation, molecular function: protein binding; ADP binding. The record is from RefSeq and is a predicted model, not a curated record. The coding region runs from base 242 to 4003 and encodes 1253 amino acids.
GUGAUAUGGUUCAGAUAUUGCACCUUUCACUUCCUCAUCCAGUCAUACACACAGCAGGCCGACUGCUUUUUCACAACCAUUGCUGACCUGCUGGAGAGAUCUGUAGCUUGAGAUCCUCAGUGAGAGGUACAUGUCGCUGACAGGUGACAUCUGUCAUGGGCUCUUUUAGUUAUUAUAAUAACACAACAAGAUUGACAAACUGAGAAAUUCUUCAAGAUCAUCUUUGUUUGUUGUGGGAUAUAUGCACAGAAUGGAUGAGAGGGCUCGGUGUUUGCUGCUUCAGAAUCGAGCAGCAUUGGCUCGGGACAUCCGAACAUCAUACAUUAUGGAUCACAUGAUAAAUGAUCUAGUUAUUACUCCUCAGGAAGAAGAGGAAGUACGAUCUAAGGCUACUCAAACUGAGCGUGCAACACUCCUCAUUAAUAUAAUCCUUACCAAAGACAAUCGUGCAUAUGUUUCUUUUUAUAAUGCCUUGCUAAACGAAGGAUACAAAGACUUAGCUUCCCUGCUUAAAGAACCUGUUAACACUGGGCUUUUUGACCAGGGAAAGAAUUCAGUUAAUGGAAUAACUCCGUAUGUAAAAACAGCCCUCUGUGAAGGUGCUGUGCCACAAAGACCUGUUGUGUUUGUCUCUCGGCCUAAACUCGUAACCGACAUUCAUCAGCAGCUAUACAGCUUGAAGAGUGAACCCGGCUGGGUAACGGUUUACGGAAUGGCAGGCUGUGGGAAGUCUGUGUUAGCUGCUGAAGCACUUCGUGAUCAUCACAUCUUGAAAGAUUGUUUUCCUGGAGGUGUCCACUGGGUCUCUAUUGGCAAACAGGACAAAGCUGGCCUUUUAAUGAAACUUCAGAAUCUUUGCACACGGCUGGAUCAGGACUUUAAGUAUCUGCAGAGACCCCCUCUCAACAUUGAAGAGGCACGAGACAGGCUUAGAGUGCUGGUGAUGCGUAAUUUUCCCAGGUCCCUAUUAAUCCUGGAUGAUAUUUGGGAUUCCUGGGUGCUGAAAUCUUUUGAUAUCCAGGGCAGAGUCCUUGUCACAAGCAGAGACAGAAGUGUGACUGAUUCGGUAUCUGGCAACAAAUAUGUUGUUCCUGUGGAUAGUGAACUAGAAGAAUCAAAAGGCCUUGAAAUCCUCUCUUGUUUUUCGAACACUAAAGUGGAACAACUGCCAAAAGAAGCCGGUUCCAUUGUAAAAGAAUCAAAAGGCUCGCCUCUUGUCGUGUCGCUGAUUGGAGCGCUUUUGAGAGAUUUUCCGAAUCGGUGGAGUUUUUACCUCAAGCAGCUGCGAAGAAAACAGUUUAAAAGAAUAAGGAAAUCCUCCUCCUAUGAUUAUGAGGCCUUGGAUGAAGCCAUGUCUAUAAGUGUGGAUGCGCUGCCAGAAAAACUUCAGGAAUACUACAAAGAUUUCUCAGUCUUAGAAAAAGAUGUGAAAGUCCCCACACAGGUUUUUUGCCAGCUGUGGAAUAUGGAUCAGGAAGAUGUAGAAGACAUGCUUCAGGAGUUUGUCAACAAGUCAUUAUUAUACUGUGAUCGAAAUGGGAAAUCCUUCUUAUAUUAUUUACAUGAUCUUCAGCUGGACUUCCUUACCGAGAGGAAUCGCGACAAGCUUCCUGCACUCCACGCCAAACUUGUUGCUCAGUAUCAGAAGCAUUAUUCAAAUAAUUUGCCAGCACUGCAUCAAGAGGAUUGUCUAUAUUGGUACCAUUAUCUAGCCCACCACAUGGCCCAGGCCAAUAUGCAUCAAGAACUAUGUUCACUGUUGUUUUCAUUGAAUUGGUUAAAAGCAAAAACAGGGUUGUUUGGACCUGCUCACCUUAUUCAUGAGUUUGUGCAUUAUCGGAGCAUACUAGAUAAGCAGGACAACAAAGGGCGUGAAGAUUUCCAAGAGUUUUUGUCAGUAAAUGGGCAUCUUCUUGGAAGGAACCCUCACAUAAAUAUUGUGCAGCUGGCUCUCUCUCAGCCUCAGGAUUCUGAAGUUUAUAAGCAAGCAAUUUCACAAGCCAAAUGGGAACAGUCAAAAGGAUCACUUUAUUUCAACUGGAUAAAUAAGCAAAGUUUGAAGAACCUUCCCAAGCUCGUUGUUCGCCCACACACAGAUGCAGUAUUCCAUGCAUGUUUUUCUCCUGAUGGACAAAGAAUUGCCUCAUGUGGCGCAGAUAAAACCUUACAGGUAUUUAAAAGUGAGACUGGUGAGAAACUCCUUGAAAUAGAAGCCCAUGAUGAUGAAGUGUUGUGUUGUGCCUUUUCUGCUGAUGAUAGAUUAAUCGCCACCUGUUCAGUAGACAGGAAAGUUAAGAUUUGGAACUCCCAGACUGGACAGCUCAUAAGACAAUAUGAAGAGCAUACAGAACAAGUCAACUGCUGUCAGUUUACCAAUGGUACCUCUCCUUCUCUGCUUGCUACAUGUUCCAAUGAUUGCUUGCUGAAGCUGUGGGAUUCAAACAAGAGCCAUUGCCAGAAUACAUUGAUUAGUCACUCGCAUUAUGUCAGUCAUUGCAGAUUUUCCCUUGAUGAUAAGUAUUUGGCAAGUUGCUCAAUGGAUGGAACAUUAAAGCUUUGGGAUGUACCUUCUGCUAAUGAAUACAAAUCAAUUGAUGUGAAAAUAUUUUUUAAUUCUGAAGAUGAUUCACAGCAGGAAUUGGAAUUGAAAUGUUGCUCUUGGUCGAAUGACUGCAGCCGGGUCAUGGUAACAGUACGGAAUUUCCUCUUUAUUUUCAAUGUAGAGACAAGUGAUCUUGUGUCUAAACUUGAUGCGUGUCACCAAAGUACAAUCCUUUACUGUGAUGUUUGUACAACUAAUCAGAUUGUGGCAAUGGCCUUGUCACACUAUGUAGUACAGCUGUGGAAUAUAGACUCCUGUACCAAGAUAGCUGACUUCAAUGCGCACUUGAGCUGGGUUCAUUGUGUCACGUUUUCUCCAGAAGGUUCUUCAUUCCUGACCUCUUCUGAUGACCAGACUGUUAAGCUUUGGGAAACGAGCAAAGUAUGUGAGCCAUCAGCUAUUACACUUAAGCAGGACUUUGAUGUGGCAUUCUGUGAUGGUGAGGUAUUGGUCCUGGCACCAGACAAAGGAGACCGUUUAUUUUUAAUUAACGGGAAGUCUGGCGAUGUUGUGUGUCAGAGUAGUGCACAGGAAUCUUGUAUAACAAGCUGCUGUCUCAGUGCUGAUCAACGUUUAGCAGCUGUUGGCGAUAAGACUGGAGAUGUUAAGGUUUUGGAUAACUCCAGUGGUAAAGUCCUUCAGCAGCUGAAGAGUCACACAUCUACAGUGCAACAUUGUCAGUUCACGGAAGAUGGAACAAAUCUGAUUUCAUGCUCUGAUGAUUCCACAAUACGGAUAUGGACCUGGAAGUCUGGACAGAGCAAGCUAUUACAUGGGCACAAAGAAGCUGUGAAAUGUUUUAGGAUUUUGCAAAACUCAAGACUGUUAUCAUGGUGUUUUGAUGGAAAAGUGAAGAUAUGGGAUUGUAACACUGGUCAAACAGAGAAGGCAUUUAAUUGCCACACCGAGGCUGUUCUUUCAUGUGAUGUUUCUCCUGAUGCUACAAAAUUUUCAUCUACCUCUGCCGAUAUGAGUGCCAAGAUAUGGAGCUUUGAUGAACCCUUGCCUCUCCAUGAGUUAAACGGUCACCAGAGCUGUGUACGAUGUUGCAGUUUUUCAUUGGAUAACAAGUAUUUAGCAACGGGAGAUGACAAUGGUGAAGUUAUGAUUUGGAGCGUGCAGACUGGGGAACUUCUCACACAGUGCCGUGAACUGUAUGCAGAUAAGGAAGAUCUGCUCCAUGCUGGCUGGGUGACCGGUGUACUCUUCUCUCCCGACAGUAAAAUAAUUGUAUCCUCUGGAGCAUGCGUCAAAUGGUGGAAUGUUGACACUGGAGACUGCAAACAAACGUUCUACACAAAUGGCACAAAUCUUAAAUCGAUACGUUCAUGUUCUACUUUUAGAACUUUUGUAACCAUUGAUAAUCUAGGGAUUCUGUAUGUACUGCAGCUGGUGGAAUGACAAUAAUGCACAGUAUGCAUUAAAUAUGCUGCACCAUUAGGUUCUUUUGAUAAUCUACCUUUUGUACCAGGAAGCCAACUGAGAGUAAAGCUACAGGGAACUCGGCUCAGUGCUGCUCUCAGAUACAGCAUGCAGCGUUUUUUAAUUGCCACUUGGUGAUAGGUGGAGCCGCGUAAGACUGAAUUUUGUUUCUAAUCAUUGUAUUCUCCUUGUGUUAUCAUUAACUCACGGUAUAUUACCUUAAAGCAGCAAAACAAGAACAGAAAAUACAAACCAGACUUUGAAACUUGAAUCUUUGCCAAUUGAGGUUUGGUGCCAUUUGUAUUUGUUUUACUGGCUGUUGCCUGCAAACGUAUCAGUAUUUACAUUACAAUGAUGUGCUUACAAUGUAUAGUUAAUCACCGCUUAGGAAGACAAAGCUAUGUAUAAAGGUACUUUACCUAUUAACCAGAUACUGGUGCUUUAUAGGAUAGGCUGCGUCAGAUGCAUUUUGUGUAUAAAAUGUCAUAUCAUUUGUAUUGUCGCUAUCCUUGUCAGUAUAUGGAAACAUCAACAGGAUCUGAUUAAAGGGACACUAAACAGAUUGUUAUUAAAACAAAUGAACAUCUUG